Molecule: messenger RNA, 6402 nt
Organism: Ictalurus furcatus (blue catfish)
Lineage: Eukaryota; Metazoa; Chordata; Actinopteri; Siluriformes; Ictaluridae
Gene: pik3c2b
Product: phosphatidylinositol-4-phosphate 3-kinase, catalytic subunit type 2 beta
Exons: 33
Coding region: 436-5187 (1583 amino acids)
Biological process (GO): cell migration; phosphatidylinositol-mediated signaling; phosphatidylinositol-3-phosphate biosynthetic process
Cellular component (GO): cytoplasm; phosphatidylinositol 3-kinase complex; plasma membrane
Molecular function (GO): 1-phosphatidylinositol-3-kinase activity; 1-phosphatidylinositol-4-phosphate 3-kinase activity; phosphatidylinositol binding
Source: RefSeq, a predicted model, not a curated record
GCUAUUUCGCCUUCCCUCUGAGUCUCCAGCUUCACUAACGAAAGCGCGCUGGAAUGAGAAUCUCGACGCGGAAAAACCCAAACCGAAAAUCCUCAGCGAGUCAGCCACAGAAUCUCGGUGCUGUGCGCAAUUUAGCGUCGUCGCUUACAUUAUAUGAAACAUAGAAGCGUGGAGAAGGCUAUGUAUUAGAACCCAUGCGCGAAUCAGGGCCAUUACCGACCGGAAACUGGCGCCUGCACCGGUGCUGAUCAUCCAAAGGAUCAAUCGCGGAUCAAUUCAUUUGGAAGCGGGGUUUGAAGAGCAUGACCUAGGCUCCAGAAAGGCCGUAGAUAAGGGCUCAAUGGUUCUGCUGUGGAUUUCAUAGAGGCCUUUUCUCCCUCCAAAUCCCCUUAUUUUUUAACCACCCAGCAUAGGGGCAUCGCUCCCUACAGGAUCAUGUCUGCAGCACAGACACAGAAUGACAACGAGCAGCGCUGGAGCUGCCUGGAGUCUCUGGGUCUAAGUCCCAGAGAGCUGGUACUGGCUGAGGCUUUGCAGAUGGAGUAUGAUGCACUCUCUCGACUUAAACAGGACAAAGAUCCCAGUGGUAGUGGGGAGUCUGAGAGAGGCAAGACCAUGCCAUCCAGAAAUACACAAUCUAGACGUAUCCCCAGCCCACCUGGGACAAACUUGCGCCAAGGGCUAUCAGGGUCUGAUCCAAUUCUCAACCUCAUCCAGCCUGGAGUUUCCAGCCCAUCGAGAUCGAAUGUAGAUCCGCAUGGCUAUAGCAAGGAGCCCCUCUAUAUCCUGGAGAAUCCUGGAAAGAACGAUUAUGAGUGGAUGACUGAAGGGCCUUCAAAGGGGUUGCCACCCCCGGAUGAACCUCCUCCAGCGAUUCCACCAAGGAAUCCAAUACCUCAACCAGACUCGUUCCACCUCUGCAGGGGUUCAGCUCCCAGAGAUGUGAACCUGUUCAGCCCUGAGGUGGAUCAACCCAAGCUUCCCUCUGGAGAAACUAUGAACUAUGACAACUUGAACGACUCCCUUAUGAGGCUCAGUAGUGGUAGGCAGUCACCUAGGCAACAAAAAGUUAAUUCCAACCAAUCUGGGAAGCCUGUGGCUCGCAGCAAGACGCUACCCCCUCAGGUGCCACCUCGCACUUACUUGCCUGUGCAAAAGGGUGUCAGAAACAACCGCAGGGUGUCAGUUGAUCCGGUGUCGCUUCGUUCCAGACUCAAUGGUUUUGGCUAUGAGCUCUUCCAGGUUUCUGAGGAGCGUGAUGAGGAGGUGGCUGCCUUCUGUCAUAUGCUCGACGUGUUGCGCUCGGCUUACCCAUGCACAGACCGCUCUAAGAACGCGGGGUUUGUGUGGAGCCUAUGUGUGGCACAGGAGGAGCUGCAGCAGGGGCUCGGGGUCAGCAUAAAGGUCACAGUCAUUGGCGAGCACAUCCGAGAGCCACUCAUCUUCACCUGUGAUGGUUCAUCCACCAUUGAGCUGCUGAUAUACCAGACCUUGUGCUAUGCCCAUGACGACCUGGACCUAAUCGAUGUGGACGACUACCUGAUGAAAGUGUGUGGCCAAGCCGAAUAUCUCAACAACUCUCAGACCUUGGCUGGGCUUGAAUACAUCCAGCAGUGUCUGAAGUUUGAUUGGGACAUCAAGCUUUUCCUCACUAAGAGAAGCUCUGUUAAUAUGGAGUUAGCCCGCACUGUAGAGGAUGAUGAGAUGCUGUCUUCCCUGAACCACAGCAUCUUGCUGCAGGAGAGGCCCAUCAAGCAGACUGUGACAAGGGAGGCACUAACAUUGCUUCUGGACACCUUUCAUAAUGAGGCAGAGUCUUUCGUAUUAUCAGAGGCCGAACUGCAGUUGCACGUGGAGCGCUUGGUUCAGUCCGUCAAGGCUCUGUGCAGCUCGCUUGCUGCUGUGGAAACACCCGACAUCACCUCAGCCCUGAAUCAGCUGCCUGCUUGCCCUUGCAGACUGCAGCCCAGAGUGCAGAAGGAUGUGAGCGUGCUGGCGAAGAGAGAAAACCGAGAGAAAAUAGUUGAAAGGUUGACAGCUGCCAUCUUGGAUCUAGUGGAGCUCUACUGCAGCACAUUCAACGCCAACUUCCACACGGCUCCACACAGCAGCCGGGCCACAGCACCAAUCCAGGAGGCAGGCAUGGUGACCAACGUAUUGUCCUUCAACAUUUAUGCUGCCCACCGUGUCCCCAUCACCUGGGCCGCCAGUUAUGAAGGGUUCUUUCUGUCGUGUUCUCUCACCCAUGGGGGAGACGAACUGUGUGCCCCUCAACAUACAAGCAAACAGUCAGUCAGCAAAUACCUCUUCCAUCUGGUGGUUUGGGACCAAAGGAUAUGCUUCCCGGUGCAGAUCAACCAGCUGCCACGAGAGUCUCAGCUGACAGUGACUCUGCAUGCGACUCCGCUACCACCCCCUGGAGGAGCAGAGGACAAGAGCAAGCAGAAGGCCCGCAACAUGGAGGCACUGGGCUGGGUCACAAUGCCGCUCUUCAACUUCAGACACAUUUUGACGUGUGGCAGGAAGCUGUUGGGUCUUUGGCCGUCAACCCCAGGAAGUGGAAACACACGGUCCAGCACUCCCAACUUCAGCCAGCCGGACAGUGUCAUCCUGCAGGUGGACUUCCCAACGUCUUCGUUCGAGGUGCGUUUUAGCACCCCUCCCCCGGCCGAGUUCAGUCCUCGGUACGAGUUCUCCCGACUGGAGCAGGGCAGCCAGAGGCAGCUCCAAGACAUCCUGAGCAAGAAGUCUCUCUUCUGGUUGACGCCGGAGCACAAGCGUCUGCUGUGGGAAAAGCGUUACUUCUGCCACGCUGAGAGUAGCCGCUUGCCCCUGAUCCUCGCCAGUGCCCCCAGCUGGGAGUGGGCCUGUCUGCCUGAUAUCUACGCCCUCCUGCGCCAGUGGAUAUGUACCAACCACCUGGAUGCACUGGGCCUGCUGCAUGCCACGUUUCCAGAUCAGGAGUGUAGGCGCACAGCUGUCCAGUGGAUGGACUCCAUCUCUGACCCUGAGCUCCUGGACUUUCUCCCACAGCUGGUGCAGGCGCUGAAGUAUGAGUGCUACCUGGACAGUCCUCUGGUGCGCUUCCUGUUGCGCAGAGCCAUUGGAGACGUGCGUGUCGCUCACUGCCUUUUCUGGUUGCUGAAAGACACUCUGCAGGACUCACAGUUCAGUGUACGCUAUCAGCACCUGCUGGCCGCGUUGCUCUGCUGCUCAGGCCGAGGCCUCCGUGAAGAGUUUGACCGCCAGUGCUGGCUCAUCAGCAUCCUGGCUAAAGUCGCACAGCGUGUCCGAGACGCCUCGCCAUCAUCGAGACAGGCUCUUCUGAGAGAGGGACUAGAUGAGGUCAAGCAGUUCUUCUCUAUAAGCAGCAGCUGCCGCCUUCCCCUUAACCCUGGCUUGCUAGUUAAGGGCAUUAACAUACAGUCCUGCUCCUAUUUCAACUCCAACGCCGUGCCACUCAAGCUCUCGUUCCAGAACAUGGACCCGCUUGGAGACAACAUCAACGUCAUCUUUAAGUCAGGAGAUGACCUGCGGCAGGACAUGCUCACCCUCCAGAUCAUCCGCAUCAUGAACAAAAUCUGGAUCCAGGAGGGCUUGGACAUGAGGAUGGUCAUCUUCCGCUGCUUCUCCACCGGCCGGAGCCGAGGCAUGGUGGAGAUGAUCCCGAAUGCCGAGACCUUGAGGAAGAUCCAAGUAGAGCACGGGGUCACCGGAUCCUUCAAAGACCGCCCGCUGGCUGACUGGCUGCAGAAACACAACCCCACUGAAGAUGAGUAUGAGAAAGCAGUAGAGAACUUCAUCUACUCCUGUGCAGGCUGCUGUGUGGCAACCUACAUCCUGGGCAUCUGCGACCGCCACAAUGACAACAUCAUGCUUAAGAGCAGCGGCCACAUGUUCCACAUUGACUUCGGCAAAUUCCUGGGCCAUGCGCAGAUGUUUGGCAACAUCAAACGGGACCGGGCUCCUUUCGUUUUUACGUCUGACAUGGCUUACGUGAUUAACGGGGGUGACAAGCCUUCGAGUCGCUUUCAUGACUUUGUGGACUUGUGUUGUGAGGCGUACAACCUCAUCAGGAAACACGCACAUCUGUUCCUCAACCUGCUGGGCUUGAUGGUGUCCUGUGGCAUUCCUGAGCUGUCGGAUCUAGAGGAUUUAAAGUAUGUUUAUGACACUCUGAGACCACAUGAGUCUGAAGCAGAUGCCACCAUGUACUUCACCAGGUUGAUAGAGUCCAGCCUGGGCAGCGUGGCCACAAAACUCAACUUCUUCAUCCACAACCUUGCCCAGAUGAAGUUUGCCUCAUCCGAGGAGCGACCCGUUUUGUCCUUUGCACCACGAGUCUACACACUGAAAAGUGACGGCCUCAUACGCAGCCUGUUUGUGUGCCGCCACGUUAAAACCUACAGCCCCAACAAGGGUUAUUCCUAUGUGGUGAAAGUGGAGCGAGAGGGCCAGCAGGGGGCGACAUUGGUCCAGAGGAGCUUUGAGGAGUUCCACGAGUUACAUAGCAAACUGCGCCUCAUCUUCCCUUCUUUUAAACUACCCAGCUUCCCUAGCCGUUUUGUGAUUGGCCGCUCUCGUGGAGAAGCCAUGGCUGACCGGAGGAAAGACGAGCUGAACGCAUAUGUGUGGCAUCUGAUCCACUCGGCUGCCGAGGUUGCUCAGAGUGACCUGGUCUACACCUUCUUCCACCCGUUACCAAGAGACGAGCGGCCAGUCGGAACGGCUGUAAACACACUGGGAAACAAACCAACAGAGGGUUCUUGGACUCCUGUGCCUGGUAAAGUGGCUGGUGAAGUGAAAUUGUCCAUUUCCUAUAAGAGCAACAAACUUUUCAUCAUGGUUAUACACAUACGAGGCUUGCAACCCUUGCAGGACAGCACCGAUCCUGAUCCGUACGUCAAACUGUACCUGCUCCCUGAUCCGCAGAAAACAAGCAAGAGGAAGACGAAGGCAGCUCGCCGCACAUGCAACCCCACGUAUAACGAAAUGCUGGUGUAUGAUGGGAUACCAGAUGGGGACCUGAGCCAGAGGUCAAUCCAUCUUCGAGUGCUAGGCGACGGGGCGUUCUGGGAAAACACACUGCUGGGCGAGGCCAUCAUCCCCUUAAAGAAUCUAACACCUGGACAGCAUUGGGUGGACUGGCACCAGCUGAGCACGGGCAGCUCCGAUGCCAGCCGCUAACAGAAACAUGCAGUUGCAAAGACCGACAUUACGUGAUGAACUGAUAGCUGCAUUCUGAUCGACUGGUGUAAUUUGGUGCGUCCCUUUAAAGGGAACUGACUCAGAAGAUGAAGCCUGUUGAGGACCAUGUAGGUGUGUCUGUCUUUGCAUUAGCAUCUGUGAGUUGCUGCGUAGAAGGAUGUAUUUUCCCCACAGUGGGGAUGUUUAUUGCUGAUUCUCCCGCCCUGGAGACCUGGAGACUCUGUGAUGGAGAGCUAUCACUAAAUGUGCUAGUUGUGUUGGGGUUGUUUUUUUGUUUUUUUUGCCCUCUACAUGGACUAUAGUUGAGAUAAGAAACACUGACUCUCUUGGAUGCCGGAUGUGUUCCAGAAGGAUCUGAAAACUUUGUCCAUUGUACAGCCUCACAGUUUCCUGUUAAGCGAGAGGAAGUGAAAUGUUAACUUAUUUCUUUUUAAGAUGUUCUUUUAUUUUGGCUCGAUUUUGAGCUAGCUUUUGUUGUGACAUUUAUGUCUCUGAUUUAGAUUAUUACAGAUUUUACCUAUCAAGUAAAAAGGGAGUUAAAGGGAGUGUUGUAAAACGAUUAGAUUCACGGUGCUGGUGGAAGGGAUCUACCAUAUCUUGAAAAACUAAAACACUUGAGAUUCUGUGGCAUUGCAAGCUUGUGUGUACUCAUGCAAGGUCUAACUCAGUCCAGUUGUCCUACAACCUCUGUAGUAUGAAUGGCAAGAAAAUAGCUCAAUAACAUACGUGUGUUUUAUUACUCACUUUUUUUUUAAACAAGCACCAGGCUUUGAAUAGAUCCAGGAUGCAGUGAUUUUCACUGAGCGUUUUCUUAAAAAUCUGUACAUGGUGGGACUUAUGUAGGUUGGAGUCUAAAUUUAGCAAUGUUAUAUUAUACUUCACAUUGUACCAGUGACCUUAACAUGCCGUUUCAUAUAUAUAAGCAAGAAAUUGAAUUAAAAUGGCUCCUUUUUUUUAACCAACACUGUUAAUGAACCUAAGAGGGAUUUAAUGCAUGCUAUGGCUGGGCGAUAUGAACAAAAAUCCAGGUUAAUAUUCAACAAAAUCUAAUCAUGUUCUUUAUUUGUGCAAUGAAUUUCCUCCAAUGUACAUUAAUAUAUACAUGCUUUAUAAAACAUUCUGGGUUUCCAGGUGAAUUCUAGACUUGUUUUUAUUUGUUGUGUAUCUAUAAACCAAUUAAACCUUUAGCUUUCA